Messenger RNA from Prunus persica (peach), 706 nucleotides. RefSeq names its product cyclin-dependent kinases regulatory subunit 1. NCBI's taxonomy places the organism in Eukaryota, Viridiplantae, Streptophyta, Magnoliopsida, Rosales, Rosaceae. The transcript has 4 exons. The coding region runs from base 173 to 436 and encodes 87 amino acids. Gene Ontology annotation, molecular function: protein kinase binding; cyclin-dependent protein serine/threonine kinase activator activity; ubiquitin binding. Gene Ontology annotation, cellular component: SCF ubiquitin ligase complex; cyclin-dependent protein kinase holoenzyme complex. Gene Ontology annotation, biological process: regulation of mitotic cell cycle. The record is from RefSeq and is a predicted model, not a curated record.
ACCCCUUCUUGAAGUUCCCUUUUAUUCCACCAUCACUCCCAUCCCCCUCACCCCUUUUUAUUAUAAUCUCACUCUCUCUCAUUUCCUCCCGCCCCUCACUCUCUCUGAGAUUAAACUGCGAAAUUUUACAAACCCUGUUUGAGAUUUUGGGUUGAAAGAGCGAUCCCUGAAUAUGGGUCAGAUCCAAUACUCCGAGAAGUACUUCGAUGAUAUUUACGAGUACAGGCAUGUGGUUCUUCCUCAGGAAGUGGCUAAACUGCUCCCAAAAAAUCGGCUUCUCUCUGAAAAUGAAUGGCGCGCCAUUGGAGUUCAGCAGAGCCGUGGCUGGGUUCACUAUGCAAUUCAUCGCCCAGAGCCCCACAUCAUGCUCUUCAGGAGGCCACUGAACUAUCAGCAACAGCAGGAGAAUCAAGCCCAGCAGGUGCUUGCAAAGUGAUUGUUGUGUUCAAUUUCACCUUGUAAUCUCUAGAACUGAAAUGUUAGAUAAACAGGUUUAUGGUUUGUUCAAAAGUAAUUUGGAUGUUUGGGUCUUGGCACUGUAGGGUAAUUCUCUCAUUUGGAGAAUUGUGAGGCGUAGUGACUAUUAUUAUUGUAAUCUGUGUUAUUGUUGAUGACUUUUAUAACGUACAUGGUUGUUUACCUCUGGUUUACUGCUUUUCUUGUGUGGAUUUAGAACAAGUGGUGAGCUUGAAUGAUGAUGUUCUGA